Corapipo altera (White-ruffed manakin) is the source of this 3781-nucleotide messenger RNA. RefSeq names its product Ras association domain family member 3 (gene RASSF3). The transcript has 6 exons. Gene Ontology annotation, biological process: signal transduction. Bases 188 to 1075 code for a protein of 295 amino acids. Lineage: Eukaryota; Metazoa; Chordata; Aves; Passeriformes; Pipridae. Gene Ontology annotation, cellular component: cytoplasm. The record is from RefSeq and is a predicted model, not a curated record.
GUCUGGAGGGCUCUGAGCGGAGUGACGGAGAGGGAGGGGAUUUAGGACUAACAGGUGGUCCUGAGACGUGCUGGCUGACGCUGAGCUCAGAGCGAGCACACUCUGUGUGGGUAUUCAUGAGCUUUCCUCUCUCCAACUGGAUAUAUGUGCCUGUUGUUCCUGGUGUAGCUUUGGAGCCCUUUCAGCUAUGGCAAUAAGAAAUGACUUGAGCAAAACUAUCAGGAGGAUAGCACGUUUUUUUUACUGGUUUCCUAAAUCAUUGAGCAGUUCGAGGAGGAGGACAGUAAAACUUCUCUGGAAAUCUGCUGAUUGCAAGUACACCUGCCAUGCUCACUGCCAAGACCUGGUGCACCUGGGCUGCCGGCGGAAUGGAAAAUUAAUGGACUGCCUCGCUCCACAUGACGCCUUAGAUUCAUCUUGCAACAAGGGUCAGGAUGUUCAGAAGGAGAGGGAACCUCAUGUUUAUCUCACUAAAGAAGAAGUUAAAGAGAAGAUACAAAGCUAUAAUUCAUCUGUCACCGAUAAAUUAAAGAUGACCUUGAACGCAAAUGGGAUUUACACUGGCUUCAUCAAAGUCCAGAUGGAACUAUGCAGACCAAUCACUGUGCAGUCUUCCCAGAGCCAGGGGAGGUGUGCUCACAGCAAUAAUGAAACUGCUUUUUACUUGCCGGAUGGCUGCGUGAAUACCCUGCACAUCAGCAGCACCAACACUGUGCGUGAAGUUAUCGAGGCCUUGCUCAAAAAGUUCUUUGUGGCUGACAACCCUGCGAAGUUUGCACUUUAUAAACGCUGUCACAAGGAAGAUCAAGUUUAUACAUGCAAGCUGUCAGACAGAGAACAUCCCCUCUACCUGCGCUUGGUGGCAGGCCCCAGAACAGAAAUGCUCAGUUUUGUUCUACGUGAGCAUGAAACUGGAGAAGUCAUGUGGGAAGCUUUCAGUAUUCCUGAACUGCAAAACUUCUUGCGUAUACUGGACAAAGAGGAAAACGACCAACUGCAGAUCUUAAAGAACCGUUACGCAGCUUACAGAGGCAAACUUGAAGAAGCCCUUCGAGGAGUGUUUAAACCUGGUUAAAAGGGGGCCAAAGGACACUCAGGAAAAACGCACGCUACCAAAUGUCAGUAUAGCAUGCCAAACCCAACCUACAAAGAGCAGCAGAGAGUAGUUUUCUUUAUUCAGAAGACUGUUUUGUGAUGCCAGGGUACCUGAAUUUUGCUAUAGACUUAGUUCCAUAAGCCAGGUCACUUAGCAUCUUGCACCUGCAAGUAAGGGAUUCUGCAUGUUUGUACAUCGGUUUGCAAUCCUCUGUGUUCCUAGAGAGUUUUCCAAGUUACCUUGGUGCAAGCUGUGAAACUGUAAGCAAUUUUCUAGGAUGCUAUGAAAUAAGAUAUUUUUUUUCUUCUUUGCUUAAUGGUAGCUUUACAAGUAAGGAUGUGCAAAUUGAUGGGUUAAAAAAAAUUAAAACCAUCUGAAUGAGAAUUAGUUGGAGAACUGUCUUUCAGAUGAAAUUGAUUUGCACUACCUUUCUGUUUUCAGAUAGUUACUGUAUAAUUUGUGAGAGAACUAUUAUAGAUAGAAGGCACACGAGAUCUUGUGGUUUGUACUGUGAAAUUUGUGGAAAGCUUUCAAGUGGCCUUUCUGGAGAAGGUAAAGAGAAAGUUGGAAAGAAGGUAAGAGCUGAGGGAGGAGAACUGUAGAAGCUGACAGAGGAGAAGACUGGUUUUAAAUGGAAAUAGUAUUUACACAGAGGAAGUUAAAAUACUAAUUCUACAAGGUUAAAGUUUUAGGAUGCUUAUAAUAUUGUGAAUAAGUGUAUGGUUUUUAACUGUGUAAAUCCACACUGGAAAAGAAAUAAAGAUAAUAGAAAUAGUGGGAAGGAAUGAGAAGCAAAAGCUAAGUAAGAAAGGAAAUGAAGCUGCACAUACAAGUCACUAUUGGACAAGUGGGUUCCAUAAACGCAUAGUGGGGGUUUGAAAAGUGUGGACAAGCUAAAAAGCUGCUUACUUGAAUUCUGAAAAACGGUCUAUGUCUCAGAUAACUCUGUGAGAAAUACCCAUCUAGUGAGUGUUCAGACAUAAGCUACAACUACAGAUGCAUUUGGUCUUUAUUUUAAGUCAGAUCUUUCCUCUGGCUCAGCAAUCCAUUUUUAGGCUGGAUAAUUUUGAAUUAUCAUAUCUGAAAGGUAAAAAUAGCUUCCUCUGCUUCUUUGUAAAGGCUCAGUCAGGCAAAGAAAGUAAAAUGUUUUGUUCAUAUUUCCAGCUCAGCAGAAAAUUAACAUUUAUUUAAGUCUGUGUUGAUGACUGAGCUUAUUAUGCUUUUAGUACUUCAGAAAGUUUUUCCCUUAAAGUUUUUAAACUCUUAAUUGAAAAACUGAUUACCAAAUUCUGCAGACUGCUGAUUUACUUGAUUUAAAAGUAGGAAAAAUGUAGCAAGAAAACUUUUUACUUUAGUGUAAAUAUAAUUGUUGGUCUUUCAGAGUUAUUUAUCUAAAAAAGCAUGUUCAAAAGAAACCAAAGAAGUGGGUGUGCAAUAGAAGCAUGAGGCAGAUUCGAGUGACUGAUACUUUAGUCAUUAUCAUGCCAGAGGGGAAUUGAGUUAUAUACAGGGGGUGGGGGAGUGGAGGAGUGCUAACGAUUGAAGAGCAGCAAAAGUUGUUUUAAAUUCCCAAGGAAUUGUUAAAACUUUAGUGACAUCUAAUGGAUACUGUGUGAAACUCCAAGAUGCUUCUGUUCUUCCCCUUAAUUUGAUGUAAUUGUGCCUUUGUUUCCUUUCCUUAGUAAGAUUUUUUAAAAACUCUUCACAGAUUUUUUUUUUUUUUUUGGUAAAAAGAAUUUGCAAGCUUAUGAGACAAUCAUAAUGUUUUAAAGGGUUAAGAGAAAUUAAGAGUAGUACUAAUGAUAAAGUAUAUAUAAGGCAUAUCUUGUUUGUUUUCUUAAUUUCACAUGUAACAUGGUAGUGCAUGUGUGAGUUAGUAACAUUAUCUUCAAGUGAGACACUUUAUAAUGGUUCAGGGAAUGUUUUUGUGUUUUGUUACAAUUUGUUUUUCUCGGAAUGCAGCAGCAUGUCGGUGGAUAUUGUUAACAUCUACUUAUGUAUCUGCCCAUAGCUAUGUAAUUAUUACAUAAUCACUGUCGAUAUUGAACCAUUUGUUGCUCAGAUUCAAACACUGUUUGAGUUUAAAAGUGGAGUAUAAAAAUAUGUGAAUUUUUUGGUUUUACUUGAACUAAAUGAUCAGUCUUUUUAAGUAGGCACAUCUGCAUUUACUUUAGCCAAAAACCUCAAUCAGUGUUGUAUGCACUAUGAGUCUUGAUUUGGGGUGGAGGGGAUGGGGGUGGGGGACCAAAAUAAACUUAUAUUUUAAUUUUGUCUUAGUCCACAGUUAAUUAUUGUAAAAUGUCAUGUGUGGGGUUAACUUUUCUCAUUUUUGUUCUACACACUGGCAAUUACAGCAGCUUUAAUUUAAAAGAAAUGGUCAUGCCUUGUCAGUUUUAUCUUUUUUUUUUUUUUUAAUUUUAGCAUCAAAUUGAACUAUCAAAGUUUUUGUUGCAAAACUGUUUUCAUAUAAUUGUAUGAUGGUACCAGAAUGAUUAAAUGAUAGGGGGAGGGGGAAUGCAGGGAAACAUUAAAAUGUAUGUCUUUAAAUACAAACAUUUAAACUAUUUAUAAUUUUGACAAACUUAGUUUUAUUUUUCUAGGGAAGUUUUUAUUCCCCUUAAAGUUAUUACUGAAAUGGCAAAAAAGUGAUGGUUCAGUUAUUAAAGUUGAAGUUGGCAAUACUCA